CACGCUCCUCUCUCGCUAUCCGAAUUGAAUGCAUAAUUUCUUCAUCUCCUCCACUGGUCUGCCCAAUCUCUUUCUCUCCAGUUGGCGUUCAGAUACGGAGGCGGUUUGAGUUCGGGGGAUAUACAGUGGAUCGGGCGUAUGUGUUUUGUGCGGAAUGGAGGCGAAUGGUAAUGUUAAUGUAAUUGCGCCGUUUGUGAUGAAAACGUAUCAGAUGGUGAAUGAUCCGGCGACAAAUGGACUCAUCGCUUGGGGAAAGGAGAACAACAGUUUUAUUGUUUUGGAGCCGUUGGAUUUUUCGGAGAGGAUUUUGCCGGCGUAUUUUAAGCACCAUAAUUUUUCAAGCUUCGUGCGGCAGCUCAAUACAUAUGGCUUCCGGAAAGUCGAUCCCGACAGAUGGGAAUUCGCCAACGAAUGGUUCCUUCGCGGACAAACUCAGCUCCUAUGCAACAUCGGGCGGCGAAAACAGGGCGGCACCACCAUCCGAACCCCUUCCCCGGAAUCAACGAUCGACGACGAGGCCUUCAUGGAUCAGAUCGCCAUGCUGAACCAGGACCAGAGGAGCCUCGAACAAGAACUCGAAAGCAUGAACCGACGCCUCCAGGCCACCGAGCGCCGCCCCCACCAAAUGAUGACAUUCUUGGCCAAGGUUGUUGAGGACCCUGAAAUCCUCCCCCGAAUUAUCCUCGAGAAAGAAAGGCUCAGAACUCUGCCAAAUUCCGACAAGAAGAGAAAGCUCAUUAUUACCUCCCCUGAUGACUACAUUUCCUCCAAUUCCCUGUCAGGGAGAGCAGUCUCCAGCUCCUCCCUCAGCAGCGCCGGCGCCUGCGCCGAUCAUCAUGACCAGUCAUCCCCCGACGGCAACCAAUCCUCGCCGUCACUGGAGAUUUCUUCGCCGGAGUGGUUCAGUUACCAUAACAGGGUGCAUUUUGUUGGCACACAGUUGGAUCAUUAUGGCUGUUCCUCCGGCGAAAAUUCCGGCGGAUUCGAGUGAAUUAUCUGGGAGUGAUGGCGGCGGAGGAGGCGAGUCCGCCGCCGCUGCCUUACCCAUUCUCCCUCCUCGGCGGCGGUUUUUAGCAUUGCUAUUUUUAAUUUUAUUUAAUUUUUUCUUUUUGAUUGGUAGAUAGAUAAUAAUUUUAGUUAGGGAUUCAUUUGUCUUAAUGUUUUUGGAGGUCAGAUAGAAACAUAAAACAUGGCCACAUAAAUUAAUCUAAUUAAACCUAUCUUUAACUUGGUCAGAACUCUACAUGUAGACAUAAUUAACCAGUCAAAUUUGAUCACCAUUUUUAAAGAGCAAUAAUACAUAUGAUGUGAAAACUAGUAUUUAGUGUUAAAUUUUUGGAAACAAAUUGAGGUAUUAAUAA
This is a messenger RNA of Andrographis paniculata, 1361 nucleotides long. Its product is annotated as heat stress transcription factor C-1-like. Gene Ontology annotation, molecular function: RNA polymerase II cis-regulatory region sequence-specific DNA binding; DNA-binding transcription factor activity. The transcript is spliced from 2 exons. Gene Ontology annotation, biological process: regulation of transcription by RNA polymerase II. Bases 155 to 991 code for a protein of 278 amino acids. Gene Ontology annotation, cellular component: nucleus. Lineage: Eukaryota; Viridiplantae; Streptophyta; Magnoliopsida; Lamiales; Acanthaceae. The record is from RefSeq and is a predicted model, not a curated record.